Messenger RNA from Exserohilum turcica Et28A, 1170 nucleotides. RefSeq lists its product as uncharacterized. The transcript has 4 exons. Gene Ontology annotation, molecular function: ribonuclease III activity. The coding region runs from base 1 to 1170 and encodes 389 amino acids. Lineage: Eukaryota; Fungi; Ascomycota; Dothideomycetes; Pleosporales; Pleosporaceae. The record is from RefSeq and is a predicted model, not a curated record. Gene Ontology annotation, biological process: RNA processing.
AUGGCCCCUCCGAAUGGGUUCAGAACCGGGCCCUGGAGGCGUCGCUUCAUUUACAAGCCUCCUUCAUGGCAUUCACAAAGAUUCCAGAAGAAACCCCCAGGCAAGUUCUUUGGAGAUCGCUACCAUAGAAAAGAUUGGUCUCGACCACCUAGUUUUGGACAGCGAUCUCGUUUUCGACCAAAAUUCCGUAUUCCAGAUACCUUCCAGAAAGAUGGAGUGCAGUCAACACUCGGCAUUGAGCAGUUGCAACGGCCUGCCCACAAUUUGGUCGAUGCAGCAGCAAAGGUGGGACGCCUUGAGGCUUGUCUUGACUAUACCUUCUACGACAAGAUGAUAUGCAUACAAGCAAUCAAUGCUACAUCAUUCGUCUUACCUCUAUACUUCGAAGGUGUGAUUCAUCGCGAGGCCAAAAACAAUCGCCUGGCAUUGUUGGGCGACCGAGUACUCCGCUUAGCGUUGUGUGACCUGUGGUUUGGCACGGGAAACUCUACAGGCAGUUACCAAAAAAUGCACCUGGACAUAGAAACAAGGGCCGCGUUGUACAUCAAAGCACUUUCACUCGGUCUACACAAACAACUUUUUCUUCCCGAAUCUAAUUUCGCAAAACCCAACCAAAUCGCUGAGGCUUUCGAGGCCAUACUUGGGGCCGUUUAUCUCGACUCGUCUCACAACAUUGGGGCGGUAAAGAGAGUCAUCAAAGGAAUCAAACUCGAUGAACACAAAUUCUUGACAACACAGCACGAAUCAGGCAUCGAUCAAUACAGAAAUGAGAUUUUGCGCUUACGAGCCGAGGAGCGAAGUCUCAAGAGAAAGCUUAGAUCUGUGCAACGCGAGGAGCUUGAGUUACGGAAGCAAAUGAAGAACACCAAUACAUUCAUCGAAAAAGAGCUAGGAGAAAAGCCAGAAGACCAACCUAAUUAUGGCUCUCAAACCCGGACGAACAGCAAAAAGCAAGUCAUUGAUGACUUGGAACCAAUCGAAAAACUGCUGUCAAAAGAGCCCAGACUUGAUGGCACUCUAGCAAUGUCGACGAAACAGGAAGAUGUGCAAGUAGCGCAAACCAAGGAGCCAGGUAUUGCACAAGGCACACAGGGAACCAGGCGAUCUAGCUUCACAGGCUUCGUUGACGAAGGAGUUGAGUCCGAAAGAGGCGGAAACACCACAUUGUAG